This is a messenger RNA of Ananas comosus (pineapple), 1144 nucleotides long. RefSeq lists its product as uncharacterized. The coding region runs from base 99 to 899 and encodes 266 amino acids. The record is from RefSeq and is a predicted model, not a curated record. The transcript has a single exon. Lineage: Eukaryota; Viridiplantae; Streptophyta; Magnoliopsida; Poales; Bromeliaceae.
AACUACAUCCCUAUCUCUAUUUGACCGAGAGAGAGAGAGAGAGAGAGAGAGAGAGAGAGAGAGAGAGAGAGUAUAGCUUCUUCUUAUGUUCACUUUGCAUGAAUCACAAUCCACAAACAAUCAGCAUGUGUUCUCACGGCAUGUUCUGCGGCGCGGGGAGCAUCAAGCGAAUGGCCGAGGACGACAACGGCUGCGACGACCAGCCAUGCAAAACCCUGUCAAGAGCGUUGUCAGCGUCGUCGGCGUCGCCGAAGGGGCCGAAGAGGAAGGCGGGCAAGAACCCGUAUUCGGGGCGGGGGCUCGACAAGUUCUCGUCGGUGCUGUCGGAGCUCGAGGCCCGGAGGGAGAAGAUCAUGGCGUCCGCGCGGCCGCAGAGCGUCGCCCUGGUUCGGUUCAUGCACUCGAACUCGCACGACUGGGUCCCGAUCGUCGUCCGCCUGCGCGAUCCUCCAACGAAGGAAAAUCAGCAUCCCGCAAGUACGAACAUGCGGCUGGCAGCGGACUCGCAGCCGCCCGCGCGGCAGCUGCCAGAAGCCCCGAAGGAGGCGAGAGGGGCGACGGCGCAGAAGGCGGUGAAGAAGAGCUUUUCGUGGGGAAGCGACAACAACAGAAACAACAACAAGAGGAGGGGAUACAAUUGGGUUGUGGUGAUGGUGAUAAUAUUGGCGUGUUUAAUGGUGUUUGGGAGGGUGUUUGCUAUAUGUUGCACCUCAAUAUGGUGGUAUUUGGUGCCCACUUUGAAGGGGGAGGAGGAGGGGCAAAAUAGGAGAUCCAUGAAGACGAAGGAUUAUGGGAGGAGGGUGAGUGCCAAGGGGAUUAAUACUAGUAGUAAUAAUAAUAAUAAUAAUGCAUUAACAUCUCCAAGAUCAGCUCAUGCUACUCAUGGAAAGAGAGGUUAGGUUAUUAAUUAAUUAAUGUCUAUAACUUAAAUUUUGGUUCUUCAUCUUUUUCCACUUUUUAUUUCCCCCCUUUUAGUUGUUAUUAUGUUAAUGAUGUAAAUUACAAGCUUUUCACAAGUUGGGUUUGAGUGAGGAUCAACCUCAAGAGCAUUAAUUUGCUGUGCAUUAAUUUUUGUUUAUGAAGUUUUGUUAAUUGCACUCCUCAAUUGGUGUGGUUUCCCCAAUAUAUGUUCCAAAAUAUUUUA